Staurois parvus is the source of this 258-nucleotide messenger RNA. NCBI's taxonomy places the organism in Eukaryota, Metazoa, Chordata, Amphibia, Anura, Ranidae. The record is from the annotation of a GenBank genome assembly.
UACCUGAUUGUGUGUCAAGUGCAGGGGCAGACUGACCAUUUGGAAACUAGGGCACUGCCCGAGGGCCCGGGGUCAGUAGGGGGCCCCAUGAGAUGCCCCUGGUACCUUUUUCAUAGGCUUUUUUGAGUUUGUGCAAGGACACAGGGGCCCCAUGAUCCCCUAUUGAGGGCCCGGGGUCAGUAGGGGGCCCCAUGAGAUGCCCCUGGUACCUUUUUCAGAGUUUUUUUUUGAGUUUGGGCAAGGACACAGGGGCCCCAU